GGCCGAGGGGCGGGGGCUGGUGGUUGCUGUGGUGUCCGUGGUGGUGUGGUGUCUCUUGCGUGUUUGGCGGUCCUGGUCUGGUUAGGCGAUGUCUGACCCAGCUCAGCAGCCUGCUCCUGGGGCCCCAGAAGGGGGAGCCCCUGGUGGGCCCCCUCCUGGGCAGUCCUCUAAUACCAGUAGUAAUCGUCGGAUGCAGCAGGCACAGGCUGAAGUAGCAGAGGUGGUUGGCGUAAUGCGUGUAAAUGUAGACAAAGUGCUGGAACGAGAUGUCAUACUGUCAAAACUGGAUGACCGGGCAGAUGCACUUCGGGCUGGUGCCUCAGUGUUUGAAAGCAAUGCAGCAGAGCUCAGAAGGAAGUACUGGUGGAAGAAUUUCAAGAUGAUGAUCAUGAUGGGAGUGAUUUGUGCUGUGGUGGUGUUGGUGAUUGUAAGGUCUUGGUUGCAGGUGGUAACUUCCAGCAGCGUAAUCUCUUUCCCAAGAAGGGAACUCCCACACUUCCUGGGGAAAUGGUAUGUUUUACAUAAUGGCAAAAGGAAUUGGGGGGGGGGAGCAUCCCUGUAGAGAUGAACUUCUGCCUGCCAGGGCAGAUGAACCUCUGAAUGUGAGGGGCAGCUGUCUUGGAGUGGGUGGGUUGGUGAGUCCGUUCCUUAGUGGGGGCUUUGGAAGUCUCUAGGUAACUGGGGGACCCUUGCUAUAACUUGCCCUUUUGUUUUCUCCUUUCUUUUUUCCUAUUGCUUUGUCUCCAGUCUACUUUUUUACUUGAAUGUAGCCCUUUCAGUCUGCCACCUACUGUCCCCUGUCACCUUGCCUGUCUCUUCUUCCCCUUAAUUCUUUCCUUCCCUUCCACCUAGCUUCUUCAUUGAUUACUGGUUUUGAUUUGCCUUCUGGAUAAGGUUUUGAAGUGUUCUCCUGAACAUGCUAUUACUCCUGCCCUUCUGUAGGGAAUGUGUGGUUUAUUUUAGAUGUGAGCUUGUCAAAUAGUGCCUCUGUGACUCUGGCAAUGUAAGAAUGCCUUAAAGCAGUGCCUUAGGGGGAUGAAGGUCUUGAGCAUAUGAGAUUCUUUAGCAUUCUGCCUAACAAGUGUGGCAGCAUGACUUAAGCUUUUUACUUAGCUUCUGAAAUAAAAGAUAGUUUGUGUUGAUCAGUGAGUGUGAUUCAUCUGACUUAAACAGUCAUUUAGAUUUCUCUUGCCAUGGAGAGGUGUGCACUUCUAGAAAUGAUUUUAACUUGCCUGUCCUUAGGUUAAGAUGACAUGCUCUCUUAAAAUGGCCAUUUUGGUGAUUAUAAAGGGGAGCCUGUGUGAUUAUCCCAGUCAGGUAUAACAGACUAAAUGCAAAGUAGACAGUAACAGAACUUAUUUCAGUUGAAAGGCAUGCUAUGCAGACAUAAGCCAGGGUGCUGUGGCUUUUUACUAGCUUUUAGCUUUCUGGCAAAGUUUGGGAUAGGGGAAGAACAGGAGCAGGAAUAGUAGUUUUGGUUUUGUGUUGCUGUGUUGAAUGUCUGAGAAGGUCCCCUAUGUGAUAAGUGGAGGUGAAAGAGGCUAGAGGUGUUUCAGAUGAGACUGAACAAGCCACACAGCUUUCUGAUUGAGAAUGCCUAUUCUGUUUCUCCUACCCCAAAGCCCUAACUUUCAGCAGGAGUUACAGAAAACUCAAAAUGUCCAGAGAUUCAAAGGGAAAUGCUGCUCUGGGCAUGUGCAAUGCAAAGUGACAUCAGGUGCCCUUGUUUGGCAGCUUAGAUAUGUCUGGCCUAUCAAACAGAAAUCCUCCUAUUAGCUACAGGCUUUCUUGGACUUGGGUCCAUGGAGGUCUCUGCUGGAAGUAAACUUAGCUCAUGAAACUCAAUGGGUUCCUGCAAGCAAUCCCCAUCUUGUCCUCCUUUGGAAUGAAUAAGAAAUAUGAAUUAUUUAAAUGUUCAAAGCUAGGGUUAAGUGAGCUGCUCUGUUCAUCAGUUUCUGCAGUCUUUUGGGAUGUGUGCUUUUUUAUUUCUUAAAAGCUGAACUGUGGCCUGUAACCUAGCCCAGAGAGAGUACUCCUUUAAUUCAGGAAGCUCUACCUCAGGUCUAGGCUACACUGGUAUCUGCCUAGGCUUAAGGAAGUGUGGAGAGGCAGGGGAGAACAUGGCUGGAGUUCGAGUAGGAGAAAUACAAAAUGGGAGGAGCAGAUGCUUUUUGCUGUGGGCAUGCUGGGAAAGCCACUUUCUUCCUCCCAGGGCAUCUGGGAAGGGGCUAGGUUUUGCAUGCUCACUUCCAUGCCCCAGCAUUUCAUCUGCACUGAGUUCAUCUCCCUGCAAUUCCAUCCCUCUCCAACUUGGGUGAGGGCAGAGAUGAAGAUCUGGAGUGAAGCAGCCCUCGUCCCCUGAGCACUUCUCUAAUUCCCUGUGGAACUGAGAUGUGAUGGACGGUCAGAAGUGCAUCUACUGAAGAGGAGCCAGGGCCUGCUUGUACUACUUAUGUUCGGGGGUGGGCAUACAAGCUUGAGACCCUCAGACCAGCAAUUCUCUUGACUUUAAACAAGUGUUUCAUGCCCCAUUUCACUUGUUCCUCUGGGGGCUGACAUCCCACUAGGUUAUCUCUUCCAUUUUUUUCUCCUGGAUGUUGUAUGUUGCCUCUUCUUCCUCUGCCUUUCCCCUCCUUCGUGUCUCUGUGCAUGGGGAAAAAAAUUACCAAGGCCCUCUGAGUAUGAAGUAAGGGACUCUCCUCCAUCCACAGCACUUCAGCCACUCAUGCAUGUGCAGUUUUUUCCUUCCUCUGUAAACACAACUGUAAUAUCUUCUGGCAUGUUAUAGUAAUCAGCUCUGUACUUUAAACAGUCUCAAAGAAACACAAUUCACCACCUUACUGAGUCUGCCUGUUCUGUCAGGGGGUGGGGAGGGGCACUGGGGUACCAAACUGCUUAUUGAAGAGCAUUUUUUUUUCUUGCCACUCUUCCAUACUACUUGCACAUCUGAAAUUCUGCACCUCAGUAAUGGACAGUCACAUUGCAAUGAUGCUAGCUGCAAUCAUACUGGAAGCAUAUGCUGGACCGAUUCAGUGAUAAGUCUAAUAGAAUAUGGGGACUUAGCAGCUCUGGAGGAAAGGCUACCUGAUCAAAUUUGGCUUCCAGCCACCAUAUGUGCAGCCCAUGUUUAGUGCAUGGAGGUAGUCCCUUGAAAAGUGCGCUGGUGGCUUUAGUUCCUCAGGCUGUGCUGCCUUCAGUUUCAAUAACCAAUCUCAGCUCCUUCAGCCAGAAAAGAUUUUCCUCCUUUUGGUGUGGGAGUGAGGUUGGGAGAUGUGCAUUCAGGGUCUAAAUGAAGAGCUCCAAGAGCAGAAUGCUGUUGACAGUGUAUCUCAGAGCAUGGCUGGAAUAAAGGUAAGUGACUGCCUCUCUUGUUUUGCUUCACUGUACACUUGAAACUCAUUGAAUAGUUAGGGAUGAGAGUCUUAUUCAGUGCUGACAUUUUAAAAUGAGGUGCUGGUUCCUUAAUUUGCCCCUGCUUUAGUCUAGGUUGCUGAACAGUAUUCACUGUGGCUUGUGGUUCUCUGGUGAUUAACAUGUUUGUUAGCAGAGUCUUAGCUCCAGUCUAAAUGUCACCAAGAUCAUAUCAGAACAGUAUAUGGUAAAUGGCGAAUUUGGAGCAGUGCAGGUAGUCUAAUUCUUUCAAAGUUGAAAGUUGUCUUGGGAAAUAACUGUCUGGACUGUCCAGUGGAUUAAAGCAGUAUGUACAAUCUAAACUUCAAUACAGAUCAGCCCUGCACAACUUGAACGAGUCCAACUACAAUUCCUGCCAAUUAGUGUGCUGCCUUCUGUUACAGUCCUCAAGCUUCUUCUGUUUUUUCUUGCUUUUUAAGAACACAAGUCUCCAGACCAUGGACUGCACCGUCCCUAGCCAAUCCUAGGGACUUGAGUGCUCUCCGCAACCAGUUGCUCUGAAGGACAAACCCAUGUGCUAAACAUGCUGCCUCAUUCCUGGUAGACCAAAAAUUGCCCUGGGAGUUGUCCAGCUCAUGAGUCAUGUGAGGCAGGCCUGCAAAGAGGUGCACAUGUCUGACUAUAAAUCCUGUUGUAGGGGUUUAAAGCUCCAUACUUUGUUGGGAGCACCUUCUGCCAGAGGUGCUAUCCCUUAAAGCAUCUGCACCUCUGCUGCUCCUGUUGAGUCUCUUAAGUGCUCAUAAUUUGUCCAGGAUAAAGCAAGACCAAGGCUUUAAUUGCACAUUUAAAGAAUUACCAGAAAUUCAAGCUCUGCCUCUAAAUGUGCAGCUCCCCUAUCAACUGCUCCAUUCUGAGGGGCUGUAACUCCUUCACAUUUGUGGGGAAAAGCCUCAACCAUGCUCUUCUUAAAUGGAUAUAUCUAAAACCUUCAGAUGUUUCUAGAUACUUUCGUCCUUGCUCUGUCCUUUCCUCAUUUCUCAUAUCAGAGCCCAUAGAUCAAAGUGGGUUCCAUGCCUGUCAGCUCUCAUCACAAGCAGUGGGUCAGUUUCUUGCUGUCAGCUGGAGAAUAACCAAAUAAUAGUGAGGAAGACAAGAAAACAUUACACUCUAGAGUAGGAAUACAGCAUCAACAGUUAAUGGAACCACCUUUCCUGUGAAGUGACAGAGGGCCUAUCUCUGAGGUAUCCAUUGGGUUUGGAACUUGGUAAAGGGAGGCAAUAAAGAUAGAAUUUUUGUACUUCUCCAUUGUUCUGCCCUCUGAGCAGUUAUUUACUAUCUCAAAGCUCUAACAGCUAAGGAUGUAGGUUUCAAAAAAUAGGUGACUCAUCCAUGCCUAUUGGAUACUUGAAUUCAGCCCAGAGUGUUUCUUCCAGACUCUCUGCAAUGCUUCUUGGAAGAUUUAGAACUGUAGAACACAGGUGAUCUCAUAUGUGGUAAUGCUGUCCCUUCAUGCAACUUGUAUUCCUGUUUACCAGCCAAAGUAAAGUUCAAAGUUGCACUUAAAACACAGCUGCCAUAGUCCUGAAUAUCUUUUUUUAAAUGGAGUUAAACAGUUAUUCAGGACAUCCUGAUUUGCUCCCCAGGUUUCCAAUGUGAACAGCCUGUAAACAACCUCUUCAGUAUAUAAGCCCUCUAAAUAGUUAUCUUGCAGUGGCAUCUCUUUUCUGAUUUCCAGUCAUCAUCCAUUUUCUGCAGUAUUUCUCUCAUUGCUUCAGAAACUCACAGCCUUCUACCCUUGUGCAUCUCCCUGUUUUUGUGUCAUUCCCCAGCUCCUUUUCUGUUCCUCUGUGCCUGCUGAUGACUUCUUUUCCUGUCUUCCUAUAAUUCCCUUUCAUAGCUUUUCUAAGCUCUGUAACUAGGAAGCUCUCCCUGUGCUUUUUAACUGUUGUGUAAGUCCUUUCAUGCAUCCCUUCAUUAUGUUAAUUCUUAUUAGAAACAUUGCUUUGCUAUCUGCCAAAUUGCUGGCUGUCACACUUUUGAGGAACAACUUUUCAACAGAUAGCAGGGUCUACCUGUAUAUAGUUCCCUCUCCUGUUGUUUCCUGCCUUCUCAACCAGCCCAUGCUUAAUUUUUCUUCCAACCCCACUAGAGCUGCAUCUUUCCUACCCUCUGUAGCUCUGUGUUGCCAUAGUGAACUAGUACUGUUCUUUCCACCCUCUGAGCUGUGCAUGACCUCUGAAUUCUCCAAAAAGACUCCACCAUAGUUCUUUAGCUUGUUGAACACUCUUCUUUCUCGUAGGUCUGUGGCCAUGCACAAACUUCAUGCCCUUCCCUAGCUUUUUCAUGGUCUUGCUGUCCUUUCCUCAAGCUUCCCUUUGUCCAGACACUUGUGUUGGUAAUUCUCCAACAGUCCUUUCCUCCUCAAAUGUUUGUUGCUGUUUGUUCCCUAGACCCUACUGCCAUGCACACUGUUCUCCUGGUAUCCUGGCACCUCCCACCACUCUAACUACUGCCCCCAUUCAAAUGUCAGUGCCCCUUCCCAACAGUUAUACAACUUUUUCACCAACCUGUGGAGUCUCCUCUUAUUCUUUUACCCUUCAGUCUUGUCUUAGGCCAUCUUGCACACCCACAUUCUUAAAUCCUUCUUGCUGAAGGGGCCUGGCUUUUCCAAACUCAUUCUACUUCCCAGUUGUUCCCAAGCUCCUUCUGACAGCUGCAGCUCCUCUCUGCCUGUGUUUCUUGGUGCCAGCUGGCAACUCACAUGACUCUUCUCCAGUAGACCCUUUGUCCCAGGAAGCUGUCCUUUCCAGCAAUAAUUCUUCAAUCCCCUCAUCAUUAGCAUCUACCCUUCUUCCCAUUCCCUAUGGUAAUGUCAAAAAAAAAAAAAAAAAAAAGCUGAUUUUAUUCCCUCACUGUGCCCUUUAUGCACAACCUCCUCUGUUUCAUCUAGAUUCCAAUCUCCUUUGACCCCAUCAACACACCACUCAUUUCCCUGCAGUCCAGCUACUCCAAAACACUGGCUGCUCCCCAAAAUUGAGUGUUUCUCCAAACUGUCCUCCACUCUUCACUCCCACACCCUUCUACAUUGGUGUUGCUCUCCAGUUAAACUGUCCUCCGCUUCCUAAUCCUUCUCAUUCCCUCCAUAUGCUCACCUUAGUUCCUAGCCUUAUGAAAUAUGCCCUUUAGUUUGACACACGCUAAAAUAAUUCUCCUCUCUUUCUGGCAGCUCCUCUUUUCUCAAAAUAUUCUCACCUGACUUCCAAAUCCUCUUAAGGAUUUGGGUAGGUACUUAAGGUAUUCGGGCCCUUUACACCCUCUCUCUGCUGGUUGUUCCCCAUCCUGAAAACUCACAACUCUUUCCUUCUGCUUCAGCAGCACCAAACACUUCCACAAUCCUCUGCUAUUCUUUUUAAGUUCUUAACCACUCUUCCCUCUUCUCCAUUUGUAAUUCCCCAGCAUCUUUAUAUAAACCUUCUUUUUUCUCAUUCUCUUUCUUCUCUUUAAACAUAUAGGACUAUCUGCUUCUGUGCUUCUUACCCUUGCAAAGCAAACCACUCUUCUUUUAUACCCUAACUCCUCCAUGAAAUGAUUUUUCCUCUCCCACACUUCCUUUCCCUCUUGAAGUAUUUCUGUUUCUCUGCCUCACACUGCAUGACAGAUGCUCCCAGUGCAAGAACACAUAACUUGCCUUUCUUCGGUGUCCACAGUUGCUCCUUACAUGUUUUCCACAUCCUCCAAAUAAUUGCACUUUGCUUCUAACAUACCUACAACUACUAAGCAUUUACAUCCCCUCAACCUCUGGUACAGAUUCACUCCACUGAAAGCUCAAAUCUUUCAUUGCUAUUUUGCUGACCCAUGAAUCCCUCAAAAAGCAAACUUUCUUCUCUCUUUUGUGUUUUGUUGAGACUAUGAAAUAAUCCCCUUUCCUCAUGUGUUUUGCUUUCCCCCCCAGCACUGCUGGACUUACCUCUCAUUUUCAGACAGACCAAAACCACUACACAUCUGUUGAACUGGUAGUUUGUGGUCUUGUCUGUCUACAACAAAUAUAGGGAUAGUCCUGGGAGGAUCACCUGAUCUCUCUCCCAAGAUGGCAGUUCAUGCACUGAUACCAGGACAGGUAGGGCUAGUCUAAUUAACAGCUUGUAUAACAACAUCAUGUUUGUACAGCCGUUUAACUCUGGAUUUACAGCUACCCAAAAUGGGGCCAUUACUGUCUUCAAGUUCAUCAAUCAAAGCCCAUUUUUUACAUAUUAACAUUUCUACAGAAAAGAUAAAUAAUUCAGUGUGGGCUUCCUCCAGGGAAAAUAUCACUUCCUUCUCUGGCUGCACUUCUUUAAGAGGUUGAAGAGAACUUCAUCUGUUUCUAGUAGUUAUGCCUCUGAUUAAUCCUCUUUUAAUUACCCACUUAACUCUUCAUGAUGCAGUUGGUCACAUCUAUUUUAUGGUUAUCACAAGGCACUUUGUCAUGUGAGGAAUCCUGUCUUCCUCUUUCCAGAAAGAGGAAAGAUCUUGCUCACAUAUGAAUUAUCUUAUAGUUAUGAUAUACAGAGACUGUUUAGAUGUUGCACCUGUUAUUUCUCCUUUCUUGAUUUGGGGGUGAUCUUGUAAAACAAAUGCCUUUACAUGCCCAGUGAUUAGCAAUGAGUUUUCCUUAUCUAGCUAUUAAAGCUGCACUGUCACUUUUUUUUGCUCAUUCAUGUGCCAGCAACUUGCUAAGGCUGUGGUCUGUAGUACUGAAUUCAUGACCAAGAAUUGUGCUGCAGGUACAGCAUGUCCUAAUUACUCUGUGUGUUCUUCCUUUCUCGUUUGAAUUGUGACCAAAGUAAUUUUCUGUUCUAGUUAUGAUUCCUAGUCACUAAACCUAAAUUUUAAAUUUGUUCUUGAGCAGUGUGUUUUUGCAGAACAUAGAAGUCCCUACAUUAAGGUAACUUUGUGGUUUCAUGCUUUCAUUAAUCACUUUCUUCUACAUCAUUUAAAUUCUCCUGUAAAUACAAAGUGGACUUUUUUUUGUGUUGAAGUCCUGAUUUUUUCCAUGCCUGCCUUGGGGAAUGCAUGUUUUCACACCUCUAAAUGCCAGUUGCUUCAGGGCUGCCAGUUGCUUAGGGGCUGCCACCGCUUUCUGAACAAGAAGAAUGCUUAAAGCUGUCCCACUGCAGAAUCACUGGGCUUCUCCUCCCAGUGGAGAAACAUCUCCUCUUUCAAACAAGGGGCAUCAGCUGCAUAUAGGGAGCUUCAGCACAGCAUUGGGAUAAAGUCUGAGGAACUGUGACUUUUGUAAUAAAGAAUAUACUGUGCGUGUCUGCAAGCAAGAAAAUCGCUCUGCUGGGAAGUGAAAUGUACAUUUAGAAGACAUUCAAGCAAUGCAGUAGCAGUACAACAGGCGUAUGUUUAACAUUUUAAAGAGAAGAAUUAGGCAUCAGCUUAUGUACCGUAAUAAAAUCCUCAAGCUUCUCAAGGAUAGUGCAUCUACCUCAAUAUUUAAAAUUUCUGCAGUUUUUAUUUUAUGUCAUAAUUAACUAGAUUCUAAAUUCAAAAGGGGUGGUUUGCAUUAUGAUUGCCUGUAUGGUACUGUGGGUCUUCGUCUAAAAUAUAUUCUUAAAGUCUGGUAUCUGUGUUUGUGUCUGGUCAAGUAGACAGUCCUGUUUACUGAGGACAUCACCCUUGCUCUUUUGAUACCACAUUAAGUGCUGUGUAACCAUCAUUGCAGUAGAAGUCUGCAUAUUUGUAAAAAUAGUAUAGCUAAGCUUACUGCAAGAAGUAAGAUGUGUGCUAUUAUGCUAAGAUCCCAUAUUAGUUCCUUAGUAAAAGGCCAUCACCACAGUUUAGAUGUAACCUUUGUCCUGGUCUUGGAUUGUCUAUUUGGUUCUUUCUUAAUAUGAUAAAGCUUUCCCUGAAAGGUUCUUAAA
Dromaius novaehollandiae (emu) is the source of this 9257-nucleotide messenger RNA. It is a transcript of the gene VAMP1, whose product is annotated as vesicle associated membrane protein 1. Bases 89 to 562 code for a protein of 157 amino acids. Lineage: Eukaryota; Metazoa; Chordata; Aves; Casuariiformes; Dromaiidae. The transcript is spliced from 5 exons. Gene Ontology annotation, cellular component: plasma membrane; SNARE complex. Gene Ontology annotation, biological process: vesicle fusion; SNARE complex assembly; vesicle-mediated transport. Gene Ontology annotation, molecular function: syntaxin binding; SNAP receptor activity. The record is from RefSeq and is a predicted model, not a curated record.